This is a messenger RNA of Morus notabilis, 1982 nucleotides long. Its product is annotated as proline--tRNA ligase, chloroplastic/mitochondrial. NCBI's taxonomy places the organism in Eukaryota, Viridiplantae, Streptophyta, Magnoliopsida, Rosales, Moraceae. Gene Ontology annotation, molecular function: proline-tRNA ligase activity; ATP binding. The record is from RefSeq and is a predicted model, not a curated record. The transcript is spliced from 11 exons. Gene Ontology annotation, cellular component: aminoacyl-tRNA synthetase multienzyme complex; chloroplast stroma; cytoplasm. Gene Ontology annotation, biological process: prolyl-tRNA aminoacylation. The coding region runs from base 67 to 1701 and encodes 544 amino acids.
GAUCAGCAUCUUCUUCUUAUUCAUCCCCAAGCAUUCUUAGCCCCAAAAACCCCAAAACCCCCAAAAAUGGUGGUCACUCUGAGACUGCCUUCUCUCACCUCCUUCUUCUCUCCCUCCAUCUCCGCCCGGUACCCGGCGGCUCUGCGGCGGCGCCACCAUCUUUGGCCUCCGCCGUUCUCCGUCAGGGCCUCGGCACAGAGCACGGCGGCGGAGACCGAGAACCGAGUCGACGGCGGCCAGAGGAGCCGCGUCCAGGACCGAGCCGUCACGCCUCGGUCGCAGGACUUCAAUGCUUGGUACCUCGACGUCAUUGAUUCCGCCGAGCUCGCUGAUUACGGUCCUGUUCGAGGCACCAUGGUCAUUCGUCCCUACGGUUACGCCAUUUGGGAAGCCAUUCAGGACUAUUUGAACGUGAAGUUCAAGGAGACUGGCCAUAGUAAUAUGUAUUUCCCUCAGUUUAUACCGUACUCGUUCAUAGAGAAAGAAGCUAGCCAUGUUGAGGGUUUCAGUCCGGAACUAGCACUUGUUACAAUUGGAGGAGGAAAAGAACUUGAAGAAAAACUUGUGGUUCGACCUACAAGUGAAACCAUAGUGAAUCACAUGUUUACUCAGUGGAUUCAUAGUUACCGUGAUCUUCCUCUUAUGAUUAACCAGUGGGCAAAUGUCACGAGAUGGGAGAUGCGCACAAAACCUUUUGUGAGGACUCUUGAAUUUCUUUGGCAGGAGGGCCAUACUGCUCAUGCCACUCCAGAAGAGGCAGAAAAAGAGGCUAUACAGAUGAUCGACGUCUAUACAAAAUUUGCUUACGAGCAAACUGCAAUACCUGUUAUUGCAGGUCGAAAAUCAAAAGUUGAGACAUUUGCUGGUGCUGAUAGGACUUAUACAAUAGAGGCUAUGAUGGGUGAUCGGAAGGCGCUACAGGCUGGAACUAGCCAUAAUCUUGGGCAGAACUUCUCGCGCGCGUUUGGAACGCAGUUCACUGAUGAAGGAGGUCAAAGACAGCAUGUAUGGCAAACGUCAUGGGCUAUCAGUACUCGCUUUGUUGGGGGUAUAAUCAUGACCCAUGGAGAUGACACAGGUUUAAUGCUUCCUCCAAGGGUUGCACCAAUCCAGGUGGUGAUUGUACCAAUUUGGAAGACAGAUGAUGAUAGGGCAGGAGUUCGUAGUGCUGCAUCAUCUGUAAAAGAGGUUCUGCAAACUGCCGGAAUUAAAGUUAAACUUGACGACUCUGAGCAGAGAACUCCAGGAUGGAAAUUCAAUUUUUGGGAGAUGAAGGGAGUCCCUUUAAGAAUUGAAAUUGGUCCGCGUGAUGUUGCAAGCCGGAGUGUGGUCAUAUCUAGGAGGGAUGUUCCUGGGAAGCAAGGAAAGGUUUUUGGAAUAUCGAUGGAGCCUGCAACAUUGGAGGCUUAUGUCAAAGACAAAUUGGAUGAGAUCCAGUUAUCUCUUUUGGGGAAGGCAACAUCAUUUCGUGAUAGCAACAUUGUGGAUGUUACCUCAUACGAUGAACUUAAAGAGGCAAUCUCCGAAGGCAAAUGGGCAAGGGGUCCUUGGUCAGCUAGUGACGCGGAUGAGUUGAAAGUGAAAGAAGAAACAGGGGCAACUAUUAGGUGUUUCCCUUUUGAACAGUCUCAAGGGAUUAAAACAUGCCUGAUGACCGGUAAUCCCGCCAAGGAAGUUGCCAUUUUUGCAAAAUCUUACUAAAACUUGGAAAGCUCGCCUUAUACUGUCCCCGCAUGAUUUCUAUUUUUGGCAACCUGUUUUCUUGCAAUCCGGAUAUUUUUCAAAGCUGCGCGUUUGUUUUUUUGUUUUUAUCUUCAUUGAUCAUUGAUUAUUAUUCUCUCAACUUUGGGGAUUGAGCAAGAAAGUAAUCUUUAUUGGGUGGUUUUUGUCUUUCUUUGGAUCGUUUUUGUAUUUUUUUUAUUUGACAUGUAAACAGAUAGAUACCCCUAGAUAUUUUAUAUAAUCAGCUUUAUAACGGUGAA